Messenger RNA from Blepharisma stoltei, 2542 nucleotides. Lineage: Eukaryota; Ciliophora; Heterotrichea; Heterotrichida; Blepharismidae. The record is from the annotation of a GenBank genome assembly.
AUGGAGAGUCUUAAAAAGGCAGCAGUCAAUUUUAAAGACAAACUGACCAAAACAGGACUCGAGCGGCUUAUAAUAGAGUCAACAAUGAACGAUGACGCUAUCCCUCCAAAAACAACCCAAUUAGCAAUUGCUGACAGAACGAUUUCUCAAAUCGAUAUCGAGACUAUCAUGAGAGUGCUUUGGGAAAAUCUAAAAUCUCCAGAACGAGAAUGGAAAAAAAUUAAUAAAACCCUAUGCUUGAUCCAUUCACUUCUUUUAUCAGGCAGUCCUCGAAUGGUAAAUGAGUUAAGGGAUUCCGCUCACAAACUAAAAGGAUUUGAAACAUUUAGCUACCGAGAAAAUGGGGUUAUUGAAAAAGGAGGGCCAGUAAGGGAUAAAGCACGACAAAUAAGCUAUUUAUUGGCAAAUGCUGGGCUGCUUGAAGAGGAAAGGGAAAAUUCGAGAAGGAAUAGGGAAAAAUAUGUAGGGAUCUCAUCAGACGAAUAUGGUAGAAGUGGAAAUUCAAGUGGAUAUUCAGGCGGAUAUUCAGGUGGAUAUUCAAGCGGAUCUUCAAGUGGGUAUUCAGGUGGAUAUAAUUCGUAUGAAAAUAGAAGUGAUAGUUAUAAUUAUCAAGCACCAACAAAUGAAAGAGUCGACAAAGGGUACGAUCAAAUUUUUGGAAACCAAAGCAAUAAUGCCCCUGCUUAUAGUGGUGAUGAGAGUAGGUAUAGAAAUCCGGGAAGUGGUACUACACAAAAUGAAACUUAUGAAAAUUAUCAGCCGAGACAAGAGCAAGGGAUUCCUUCAAAUGGAAAUAAUUGGCCACCACAAAGCAUAAUUAAAUAUGGCGUCUCAACUUGAUCUGGCCUCUCGGCCAGACAGUUUCGAGCCCUAUUUAAUUAUAUCUGGCAAGGUUUUGCCUAGCUAGAGAUGGACAGCAAUAUCAGGUAAGCAAUUCUGGCAGUGUACAGAGCCUGAUCCUAGUCCGUUCUCAGGUUAGGAUUUUACCUCGAAGGAAAAGGAGGCUUGGAGUUGGAAAGGGGAAGCCCAGCAGUGCCUACAGGUAAUUCCUAGGCCAUUCGGGCAAGUCCCUAGCGAGAAACCGGGAGUUUCGCCCCGGGCUACAAGUUUUCCUUUUUGCCGAAAGUCGGCCAGAAAUUCCAUUUUUUGGAAUUCCUAGCAGGCAACCUUCGUUACAGAGAAAGUAGUUCAUUCAUGAGCAUCGAAGCCGGAACAUCGCGCAGGAGGCGCACGUUGGAGAUCAAAGCCAGCUGUCCCAGCAACUGGUGGGCCCCGAGCGACGAGAGCGUGGUGGUAGUCCUGGAAGAGCAACCCCGUAGGAGACGUUAAACGUCAUGGUUAAUAAGUUAAGUUCAGUUGGCCACCACAAAGCAGCAAAGCACAAACUGUUCCAGAUAUUUUUACUAGCGUUCCAGUAAGGAGACAAGAACAAUAUCAAUAUAAACAGCCUGAUGUAGAGCUUAUUCAUGAAGAAAAUAGGCAGCCAAUCAAUAAUUUCCAACAGAAUUCUUCUCAAGUCCCUGCUCAAAUGUCUAAAGAUAUUUUCCAACCUAUUUCGUCUCAGUUUCCAAAAUCUCAACCUACAAAUCAAAAUCUCCAACCAAAGCAAUCAAUUGACAAUUUUCAGCCAAUAAUCAACAAUCCACCUCCUACAAGAGCACAAGUUGAUAUUUUUCAACCAAAACCAACUAAUGAUAUUUUUAAACCAAAGCCUGCAAAUGAUAAUUUUCAGCCUAAGCCAGCAAAUGAUAUUUUCCAGCCAGCUAUCAAUAAUUUACCUUCAACAAGAGGUCAAGUUGAUAUUUUCCAGCCAAUAUCCCAACCUUCUCAACAGCAGUCAAACCCACUCCCCAAACAACAAGAUAAUAUGUUUAAGAGCCUAAAUACAAAACCAUCACCAGCAACGGUAUCUCAGCCAGAUUGGACACAAGAGAUUACAAAUUUAUCAUUAAAAACAACUCCAAGUCAACCUCUUCAAAUGCUAAAUCUUCAAACGGCCCCAGUGCUACCUAGUUUUCCAUCAGUAAAUAUUUCGCAAGGGCCUUCUCCCCAGCAAAAUAUCCCACUUUAUCAGAGCAGCUCAUCCCAGCCUCCAAUGCAGCCAUAUUUAUCACAGCCAACAGUUCUACCUUAUCAAAAUGUACAAUCUCCAUUACAGCUUACAAUCCUUCCGGGCUAUCAAAAUAAUAUAUCCCAAGCUCCAAUUAAGUCAUACCAACCUAACAAUCCUCAUUCCCCUAUGCAGCCAGUUCAGCAGCCUUAUCAACCAGCUAGCUCUCCUCCUUUACAGCCGCAGGCAUAUCCAGCCCCUCCCAAAUCCAAUAUCAAAAUCGCUCACAAUCUAGAUACGACUUCAGGAAUCUCAAUCAGCCAGCUUAAAUUCAGCCCAUCACUGGUCCAAUCUCAAGUUCCCCAAGCCCAACAGAAGCCAGAAAAACCAAUUAACCUUGAAGACGCUCUCUUAGGUUUAGAAGAUCUUUCAUCUUCCCUAUCAACUUCCAAAGAAAGAGAGAAGCCUCAAAGAAAUCUGGGAUACUUAUAA